AUGCAGUCUCAGUUUCAGCCGACUUCUGCUACCCAGGCAAAGGAUAAGCAUUACAUGCAACUAUCACACAGUCUAGCCAGGCUUUCGCAUGCCGUGAGCCAUACAGCGGAUUUAUGCGAGCUCCUCCAGCUCAACCUAGAUGCCAUGCAAACCCUUGCUGCAUCUCAUGCUGCCCAAUUUAUGACUGUUGCCGCCCAGCUGAAUACAGAGCCCGAGGAUGGGGGAAAUGACUGUUAG
This is a messenger RNA of Fibroporia radiculosa, 237 nucleotides long. RefSeq lists its product as uncharacterized. The transcript is spliced from 2 exons. Bases 1 to 237 code for a protein of 78 amino acids. Lineage: Eukaryota; Fungi; Basidiomycota; Agaricomycetes; Polyporales; Fibroporiaceae. The record is from RefSeq and is a predicted model, not a curated record.